This is a messenger RNA of Acyrthosiphon pisum (pea aphid), 1294 nucleotides long. RefSeq lists its product as uncharacterized. Lineage: Eukaryota; Metazoa; Arthropoda; Insecta; Hemiptera; Aphididae. The record is from RefSeq and is marked predicted.
AGUCACUACGCAAUACUCUCUGUAGCUUCGCAUCGUCUUACAGACUACAACAACAAAGUUCACAUAAUAUUUUGAAUAAAAUGAUUUCAAUUGAAGAUAGGACAUUUCUUUUGAAACUUAUUUUAUUAAUUUUAUACCUAGAUUUCGCAAUAUGUGCAGGUUGUGACAGUAAUCAACUAUUAUAUACAGAAAUUGGAUGUAAACCUAUUUUUGAAAAUGGUUCAAAUUCUUGUGCAGUGGCAUACGACUGUGAAAACGUGUUUACAAGAUCAAGAGACAACUGUUAUCUUAAUGGAAAUGUGUACUCACCAAAAGAUAAUAUCUCUCAGAUUGACUCCGAGUUAAGCCUAUGUGUGUCCGGUUGCUUCUGCAAUCAAAAAACGAUUAAUAACAAAACUACAACUACAUUUGCAUGCGAAUAUGAUCGAUGUACAUCUUAUUUCUCAUUAUUGCUCGAAAAAUGUUAUUAUAAAUUUGACAAAAAUUUAUGCUGUGAAACUGAAUCGUACUGUCCUGGAGAUGAUAAUGCUACCGUUCAUGAAUGUAUUUAUGAUGGCAUAACUUAUAAGGAUGGACAACAAUUUAAAAUUAAAAAUGAUUACCAAUGCGUAUGUUCACCGGAAUUCAAUGGUACGGCUAAUGAAAAAUCGUGUAGAAAAUUUAAAUGCAAUUAUGAACUUCUUUACAUGGAAAAUAUUUUGAAUCGAGACGCUCCUCUUUAUUAUGAAGAAAAGGAUGGAUGUCCCAUCAACUGGUAUCAAUCUGAAUACGAAUCUGAUAUGGGUACUGUUGAAGUAAAUGGAACCAUUAGUACCACUAGCCAUGUGUGUAUGUAUGGGAAUCUUAGGGUACCAAUAGGCCAACAAUUAAAGAUUGACCGACUUUCAAUCAGAAAUUCUGAAUCAGAUACACACAAAACAAUAUGUACUUGUGAUACCCCACCGUUAAUAACUUGUAUUACGGGUAAAAAAGCUGUUAUGAAUGAUAAAUAUAAUAUGCAUAUAACAUGAUAAAAAAUUAGUAUAAAUACAUAUAAACACAUAUCAUUAUAUCAAUAUAAUAAGACGAUAAUAUCUGUACUUAUAUUAAUAAUUGAAUUCAAUAAUACAACUUUUUAUUUGGAGAGUUAAUAAAUUAUAAUUUUAAUUUAUCAAGUAGGAAUUUAUAUAUUUGUGUAAAAGCAAAAUUUAAAACUAACCUUGGGAUAUGUAAAUAUUUAAGUAUGUUUUUAAAUAUAUCAAUAACUCUCUUACAAUAUAUUAAUACAAAAUCAAAUUAUAAUAAAUAACAAUCA